Molecule: messenger RNA, 2607 nt
Organism: Striga asiatica
Lineage: Eukaryota; Viridiplantae; Streptophyta; Magnoliopsida; Lamiales; Orobanchaceae
Source: the annotation of a GenBank genome assembly
AAAAUAAGUUGCAAAAAUGCUGACGUGGCCCACCAAACCCACUAAAACACUUUAUUUUUCUCUAAACAACCUCCACCGUCCGAUACUCAUAUUCGGCGGCGUAGUCACCAACAUAGAACAAGGACUAAACGACGGAAUUUUUAAUCCACGCAUAACACUCUUAUUGGUCCUUCUCCCAUUUCAAUUAUUUAAUUCCAAAAUCAUUUUCCUCCUUCCCCGAUUCAGUAAAAAUCUCAACAGGAAAACCAGCGAUCAUAUCCUCCGUCGAUAUCAACUCUCGUCUCAACGUCUGUAAACUCAGUUCUUUGGGGUUCUUUUUCCUUUUUUACAAUUAACGCCAGCGUUGAGGCGUCGAGCCCCCAGGAGUUGCCCUUUUGUCUCCGGCGAGGGUUCUUUUUUGUGGAUUGAGGUCCGAAGAGAUGGUUAAUUCUAUGGUGGAAAGGGCGACGAGCGAUAUGCUAAUCGGUCCAGAUUGGGCUUUGAACAUCGAGAUCUGUGAUGUAUGCAAUCGCGAUCCUGCACAAGCAAAAGAUGUUAUAAGAGGUAUAAAGAAGCGUCUUGGUAGCAGAAAUCCAAAAGUCCAGCUUCUGGCCUUAACACUGUUGGAGACUAUUGUGAAGAACUGUGGUGAUAUUGUCCAUAUGCAUGUUGCCGAAAAAGAUUUACCCCAUGAGAUGGUGAAAAUUGUGAGAAAAAAGCCAGACUUUCAUGUAAAAGAGAAGAUAUUGAUUCUAAUUGAUACCUGGCAAGAAGCAUUUGGAGGACCAAGGGCAAGAUAUCCCCAGUAUUUUGUGGCAUACCAGGAUUUAUUGCGUCUUGGUGCAGUUUUCCCUCAGAGAUCUGAGAGGUCUGCACCUGUCUUCACACCACAGCAAUCACAUUCGUUGACAUCUUAUCCACCAAAUCUCCGUAAUACAGAAUCUGGACCUGAUGCUGCUGAAUCUUCUUCAGAAGCUGAGUUUCCAACAUUAAGCUUGACAGAACUUCAAAAUGCCCGUGGUAUCAUGGAUGUUCUUGCUGAAAUGCUGAAUGCAUUGGAUCCUAGCAACAAAGAGGGACUUAAGCAGGAAGUCAUUGUUGAUUUAGUGGAACAGUGUCGUAAUUACAAGCAAAGAGUGGUACACCUUGUUAACUCGACAUCGGAUGAAUCACUAUUAUGCCAAGGUCUAGCACUGAAUGAUGACUUACAACGUGUACUGGCUAAGCACGAGUCAAUUUCUUCUGGAGCUAUUUCUGUUCAGUUAGAGAAGCCAAAAUCUGAAGCAGAGAAGUCAAAUUCAGAAGCUACUAAAGCUUUGGUCCCUCUUGAUGCCCCUCUUAUCGACACAGGCGAUACCAAUCAAGGCAAAGAGUUCACAUCCAGUACUAGCUUAGGGACUCAACUAUCCCUCACUGCUCCUUCAGCAAAUCACGUUCAGCCAACUGCUCCUGUGAAAGUCGACCCCAAAAUUGACCUUUUGAGUGGAGAUGACUUCAAUUCACCAUCGGCAAAUUCCCUUGCUCUUGUCCCCAUCAGCCAGCCUCAGCCAACGAGCCCCAUUGCAUCGCAGCAGAACACGCUAGCUCUUGUCGACAUGUUCUCAGGAAGUAAUAACAACAGCCAGCCUCUGAAUUCCAUCGGACAAUUCUAUCCUUCCUCUCCCCAAUUUCAGCAGCAAACGAAUUUUCAGUCUCCACAGCCUUCAUUCUACCCCAACGGUACUGUUUCCAGUCCCACAGUAACUCAACAGGAUCAAUCACUCUACUUACAAGGCUCUGAUUCUGUGUGGAGGGCCCAGAUGGUCCAGCAACAGCAACCUCCUUCGCCCAUUAAUGGUGCUCAAAACAAUGCCUUUCCUCCUCCACCAUGGGAAGCCCAACUGGAUAGCAGCCUCUCAGUCACCAGCCAGCCUCCCCAAAUGCAAGCCAUAAACUCGAACAGUCCAUCACCAAACAACACAUAUUUCCCGGUCAACGGCAAUCUGCCCACAAGUAAUCAAAUGUCGGGCCUUGGCCCGAAUCCUAUGAUCAUCUAUCCUCAGCCAAUGUAUCCUCAGCAAAUAUAUGGAAAUCAGAUGGCUAGUUACGGAUAUGGCUACGGCCCACAGCAAAUCCAGCAGGGAAUUUCGGGACUAUCUCUCUACUCCACGUCAUCAACUCUGCCAUCUGGAAGGCCGUCCAAGCCCGAGGACAAGCUGUUUGGGGAUCUCGUUGACUUGUCUAAAUUCAAACAAGGAAAAACUACGCCAGCUAGACCUGGGAGCAUGUGACCUGGACUGGAUGUGGCCUUGGAUUUUGGUUGGGACUUUUGCUAUUGCCUUUGCUAACUUGGUUGACUUAAUAUUUUUUUUUUUUUUUAGAAAUAUUUUAUGGGGGUNUUUUUUAGCGAUUUGUUUUGCCCGAAACAUUUUUUCCUUUCUCUUAUUUUUGGUUUUAGUAUUUUUAUUUGUUAUGGGAUUUUUAUACCUGGCUCAUUAAGCUCAUGUAUAUUUCUUGUAGAAAGAAAAAAUCCGGUAUAAAAGAAAGGAACAUUUUCUUGUGUUUGUUUCAGCGGUUGUGAGUGAACAAGGCAUCAGUAAUUCUGUUGUAUGGUCAGUAAUAAAGUUAAAAUUAGGAGGUUAAUUUUUA